Dicentrarchus labrax (European seabass) is the source of this 4376-nucleotide messenger RNA. RefSeq names its product K(lysine) acetyltransferase 2A (gene kat2a). Bases 32 to 2467 code for a protein of 811 amino acids. Gene Ontology annotation, molecular function: histone H3 acetyltransferase activity; protein binding. Gene Ontology annotation, biological process: chromatin remodeling; positive regulation of transcription by RNA polymerase II. Lineage: Eukaryota; Metazoa; Chordata; Actinopteri; Moronidae. Gene Ontology annotation, cellular component: nucleus; histone acetyltransferase complex. The transcript has 19 exons. The record is from RefSeq and is a predicted model, not a curated record.
UUACAGUCGACGGACCACUUGAAGGCAGCAUAUGAGCUCAACGGGAGCGGAGGAAGAGUCUAGCAGCGUGGAUAUGUCGGACCCGGCGGCGCAGGCCUUGCAACCCCGGCUUCUCCAAGCCCAGUCUGCUGGCUCAGCUGGGUCCAGUACUGCCGCGACAGGCUCCGGGUCAGGUAACAGCGACCCGGCCAGACCGGGACUCAGCCAGCAACAACGCGCAAGCCAGAAGAAAGCCCAAGUCCGAGCUUUCCCACGGGCGAAGAAGCUUGAGAAACUUGGCGUAUUCUCCGCAUGCAAGGCUGUUGACACAUGCAAGUGCAAUGGAUGGAAGAACCCAAACCCACCAUCGGCCACACGUAUGGACCUUCAACAGCAAGCAGCCAGCCUGAGCGAGCCGUGCCGCAGCUGUGGACAUGCUCUGGCUGAUCAUGUGUCCCACUUGGAGAAUGUGUCUGAGGAUGAGAUUAACAGGCUGUUGGGGAUGGUGGUGGACGUGGAGAACCUUUUUAUGUCUGUGCAUAAAGAGGAGGACACUGACACCAAACAGGUCUACUUUUACCUUUUCAAGCUGCUGAGGAAAUGCAUCCUGCAGAUGAGCCAACCAGUCGUAGAGGGAUCCCUUGGAAGUCCACCCUUUGAAAAGCCCAACAUCGAGCAGGGCGUUUUGAAUUUUGUUCAGUAUAAGUUCAGCCACCUGGCACCAAAGGAAAGGCAGACCAUGUUUGAGCUGUCAAAGAUGUUCCUCUUGUGCUUAAAUUACUGGAAGCUGGAGACACCGACGCAGUACCGGCAGCGCACCCAGAAAGACGACGGGACAGCAUACAAAGUGGACUACACCAGGUGGCUGUGCUACUGCCACGUCCCCCAGAGUAACGACAGCCUACCGCGCUAUGAAACCACUCACGUGUUCGGCCGCAGUUUGCUCAAGUCCAUCUUCACUGUGACCCGACGCCAACUGCUGGAGAAGUUCAGAGUGGAGAAAGACAAACUGCUACCGGAGAAACGGACACUCAUCCUCACACACUUUCCCAAGUUCUUGUCCAUGCUGGAGGAGGAAAUCUAUGGCGAUAAUUCACCAAUAUGGGAGGCAGACUUCACUAUGCCGGCCUCAGACGGCGCACAGCUGGGACAUCAGACAGUGAUCAGUCCUGCUGCAGUGUCCGGCUCCCCCGCUCUGCCCAAGGGUCUGAGCAGCAUCUCCUCUCUGGGCAGCAUGGACACUGGAGGUGCAGAGCCCAUCACAGGAGAGAAACGUAAACUUCCAGAGGCGUUGACCCUGGAGGACGCCAAGCGGAUUCGUGUGAUGGGAGACAUCCCUAUGGAGCUGGUCAAUGAAGUCAUGAUGACCAUCACUGACCCAGCUGCUAUGCUUGGACCAGAGACUAACCUGCUGACGCCUAACGCUGCCCGUGAUGAGACUGCCAGGCUGGAGGAGAGGCGAGGAAUCAUAGAGUUCCACGUCAUUGGAAACUCGCUUUCCCAGAAGUCCAACAAAAAGAUCCUGAUGUGGUUGGUUGGCCUGCAGAAUGUCUUCUCUCAUCAGUUACCUCGCAUGCCCAAAGAGUACAUCACACGACUGGUGUUUGACCCGAAGCACAAGACCCUUGCCCUUAUCAAAGACGGCCGCGUCAUUGGUGGCAUCUGUUUUAGGAUGUUUCCCACUCAGGGCUUCACGGAGAUCGUCUUCUGUGCCGUCACAUCCAAUGAGCAAGUUAAGGGCUAUGGUACCCACCUGAUGAACCACCUGAAGGAGUAUCACAUCAAACACAACAUCCUCUAUUUCCUCACUUACGCUGACGAGUACGCCAUUGGCUACUUCAAGAAGCAGGGCUUUUCCAAAGACAUCAAAGUGCCGAAGAGUCGAUACCUGGGAUACAUCAAAGACUACGAGGGAGCGACCCUCAUGGAGUGUGAGCUGAACCCGAGAAUCCCCUACACUGAGCUCUCUCAUAUCAUUAAAAGACAGAAGGAGAUUAUUAAGAAGCUGAUUGAGAGGAAACAGAGCCAGAUCAGGAAGGUUUACCCAGGUCUCACCUGCUUCAAAGAGGGUGUGCGACAGAUCCCAGUGGAGAGCAUUCCAGGCAUAAGAGAGACGGGCUGGAAACCAAGUAACAAGGACAAAGGGAAAGAGGUGAAGGAUCCUGACGUGUUAUACAACAUGCUGAAGAACCUCCUGGCCCAGAUAAAGACUCAUCCUGAUGCCUGGCCCUUCAUGGAACCGGUGAAAAAAUCGGAGGCUCCAGAUUACUACGAGAUCAUCCGCUUUCCCAUCGACCUGAAAACCAUGACAGAGAGACUGAAGAACAGAUACUAUGUGACCAAGAAGCUUUUCAUUGCCGACCUGCAGCGAAUCAUCACCAACUGUCGCGAGUACAACCCUCCAGACAGCGAGUACUGCAAGUGUGCCAACACCUUGGAGAAGUUCUUCUACUUCAAACUAAAAGACGGAGGCCUGAUUGAGAAAUGAACUCAGCCACAGAAUUAUUUACCCAUUUCUUCACAGACAAGGAGCGACACAGCGGCCACACCCCAAGAUGGAGCAAAUCACAAGGAGAACAUCGCUAGCUAUUGUCAUAUCUGAGUUAAUAAAAGGGUAUGUACAUGACUGACUCAUUUUACAAGGGAAUUGUUGGACUUGAGCAAAUACAACAGAGGGUUGUUUGAAAAUAUCAAAGCCAGUUGAGCAUUACAAAGUGUCCAAACGGCAUUAUCUUUCCCCAACAGUUGGUUAAUAAUCUGCAUAUACAUAUUUCAUUAAGUGUACCAAAGUUAUAGGUCCAAGUUAUAACAAUGCCACACUUUCCACCAUUAUUUAUAGUAUGAUUGACUCGGUUUUCGCACAUUCAGUGACAUUCAUUCCAAGUUUAAAACUCAUCCCUUGAGCAGAUGUAUACGUAGUGUAUAGUUUCAUUUCACAGAAAACUGGACCUCGGGACCUAAAGCCACGUUGCCUUCCGUUACUGACAGACACUUGAACAUCCCAGCCAUCUUCAUGGGUUUUAAGAUAAAUGUUCUUUUAAGGGGCGAAGACCUUAAAACACUUGGGCAGAUAGGCAGUACUUUGACUCUUGAGUAGUGUUGAAACGAUUUUUAUCAUAAAGUUGUUCACGAAAGGGCAAAUACAGAACAUUUGCUAGUUUUGGCUCCUCAAAAGUGAGGAUUUGUUGCUUUUUCCUUUUCAUUCCGGUGUAUAUUGAAUGUGUUUCGGCCAAAAAGACAAUUGUUUAUCAUUUGCAUUCUGUAUGCUAAACAAACGAUCAAUGACGAAAACAGCACAGAUUAACUUAUAAUAAAAAAUUGUUUGUUACAGUCCUACUCUAGACGCUGCUAGUGAUGGACUGGGCAUCAAAUAUUUCCAGCACUUGUGUGCUAAACAAAAUAAUUUCCCCCCGAUCGUUGCCUUCAAGAAAACACAGUUGUUUUCAUGUUGACAACAUAAUAUAUAUACUUAUUUGUACAGUAAAUAUGAUGCAUACUCUUUAUACACCAUUUUCCACUGGCAGGGUUUUAUUCCAAAUCAUUUAGGAUGAGGUCACGCAUUAGUAUAGCUUUCACCAUGCUUGCAGGUGUGAUACUGUAGUUGUUGGCAUUGAUUUGUUCUGUUGCUAGAGUCUGUAGUAAAGUCACUUCCACACACAUAUGCUAAGUAUUCUAUUUAGUGUACAGCCACAUUUUUUGUGGUGGUCGCACGUUUACUGGAUAGUUUAUGUUGAUAAAACCUAAACAUGAUUUUGGGGGGGUGGUGGUGGAGGGUAAGCUAACAAGCAGUCCUCCUAGUGGUUCUGGGCUUUUUGAAAGAAGCUAACUCUGGUUUAUUUAUAACUCCAUACACAAGCUGUAAGUGGGUGUAAAUGCAUGGCAGACAGUUUACAAUUUGAAUUCACAAAAAAACAUCCAACUUUUAGUCACUGUUGAUGCAGGUUUUUUUUACAGUGUUACACACAUUGUAAUGAACUGUUAAAAACACGUCUUUGUUCAGCGGUCAGCGUCGAACGGGGUGCUUCCUGUGACGCAUCCACUUCUGUUAUGGGAAGUUACUGUCCAGUGCUGGUUGAGCCUGCUUGUUGAAUGUUCCAUUGACUUGUGUAUGUGCGUUUGUUUGUGUGUGUGUGUGAGUGUGUGUUUAUUUUGUACUUGAAUCAUGACUAGCUUUGAAUUACUGAAGUGAUGUCAGUGUUGCAUUAUUCAGGGUUGUCAAUUGCAUACUUCUCCCUCAAUCUACCUAUGCUGCAUUUCAGAUUUUCUUAAAAAAAAAAAAGGUCAGUCUGAGUGAACGUUCCACCUGUUUGAGGAUGGCUACUGUCUCUAGUUAUGGUAUUAAUGCCAUUUACUGUAACUGUAAUACUGUUCAUGACAAUAAAGUUUUUUUUUUUAAA